Neospora caninum is the source of this 816-nucleotide messenger RNA. RefSeq names its product 3'-5' exoribonuclease CSL4, related. Gene Ontology annotation, molecular function: RNA binding. The coding region runs from base 1 to 816 and encodes 271 amino acids. Gene Ontology annotation, biological process: RNA processing. Lineage: Eukaryota; Apicomplexa; Conoidasida; Eucoccidiorida; Sarcocystidae. The transcript is spliced from 6 exons. Gene Ontology annotation, cellular component: nuclear exosome (RNase complex); cytoplasm. The record is from RefSeq and is a predicted model, not a curated record.
AUGGAGGCGAACUGCCCUUCGCUUCCGCCUUCCUCACAGCCCCUCUUGCCACCGGGGCUCGAAGGUGUGAACUCUCAGCGCGGCGACCGUUUGUCUCCGGGAGGGCAACGAACGUCGACAGCAGCAAGUCAACCAAGGGAGGCGCCGACUUCGGCUAGCCUCCACGUCUCUGGGUCCCCAGCCAAGUCUUCUGUGGCAAGCAAGGCUGUACGGACACCUGGCGAGCGUCUUGGCAGUACAUCCGAGUUUGCACCUGGCAGAGGAACUUACGUCAAGGACGAUUUCAUUUACGCCGCCAUUGUUGGACUCGAGCACGUCGGCCCACCUUCCCCCCGCCCGCCGACCAGCGCAGAGGGUACACGUGAAGAGAGCAAGGCUGCUGGGCUUCCCGUCCUUUCGGUCGUAUCCUCCGCGAAGUGCGCCGCCGUCCUCCCGACAACAGGCUGCUUUGUCCUCGCUCAGGUCACAAAGAUAUCCCAUCACCGCGUCGACUGCUCGAUUCUCGCCGUGGACGGCCAGACGUUAGCGGAGCCGUUCCGUGGUUUUAUCCGGUCGCAGGAUAUUCGGGAGACCGACGUGGACUCAGUUGACGUUCUGGAAUGUUACAAACCCGGCGAUGUCGUCCGAGCAAAGGUCAUAUCAGUGGGAGACGGUCGCUGCUACGUGCUUUCGACGGCCUCGGCAGAACUUGGUGUGCUCUUCGCUCAAGGCAAAGACGGCAGUCAGCUGCAACCUGUCACGUGCAAGCUCAUGCGUUGCGACGUUACCGGCCGCCUUCAGAAAAGAAAGGUGGCUGCUCCCGUUUUGCUCUCGUGA